Messenger RNA from Daphnia carinata, 5693 nucleotides. It is a transcript of the gene Duox, whose product is annotated as dual oxidase-like. Gene Ontology annotation, cellular component: plasma membrane; NADPH oxidase complex. The record is from RefSeq and is a predicted model, not a curated record. Gene Ontology annotation, molecular function: calcium ion binding; heme binding; peroxidase activity. Bases 151 to 4725 code for a protein of 1524 amino acids. The transcript has 9 exons. Lineage: Eukaryota; Metazoa; Arthropoda; Branchiopoda; Diplostraca; Daphniidae. Gene Ontology annotation, biological process: superoxide anion generation; defense response; response to oxidative stress.
CGGCUGUUGUCUCUAGUAGUUCAUGUUCAGUUGCAAACAGGUCUCGAUUCCGUUGAGACUGUCGAAAACUUGUCUGCCUUGCUUAAUUCAAGAAAAUUUGGAUGAAACAUUUGUUUACGAGUGUGAGUGUUCGCCUUCUUGUGAAACGCCAUGGAUUGUACAGCAAUUCGCGGAAGAUCAAACUCUCGCAGAGAUAAAUGGCCGAGGCAAUGUGCCACCGCUGUAACAAAGUGCACGACAGUGUGGCUCGUACACGGAUUACUUGUGGCUCUUUCCGUCAGCCACCUUGUAGGACAGACACGCGCAGAGCGGAUCGAGGGCAUGUACGAGAAACAACGCUACGAUGGAUGGUACAACAACUUGGCACAUCCGGAAUGGGGAUCCGUUGACAGCCAUUUAACACGCAAAGUGCCAGCAACCUACUCGGACGGUGUCUACAUGAUGGGCGGAAUUAAUCGGCCUAACCCAAGAAAGCUAAGCGAACUCUUCAUGAAAGGACCUGAUGGACUUGGCUCAGUCAUGAACCGCACCGCCUUGUUCGCCUUUUUCGGACAACUGGUGACCUCGGAGAUUCUAAUGGCCAGCGAAUCUGGUUGCCCAAUCGAAAUGCAUAAGAUUGACAUUGAAAAGUGUGACGAGAUGUACGACGCUGAAUGUACCGGCCAGAAGUUCAUGCCUUUUCACCGUGCCUGGUACGAUCACAAAACAGGACAAAGUCCCAACAGCCCACGGGAACAGAUAAACCGGAUGACGAGCUGGAUCGAUGGCAGUUUUGUUUACAGCACGAGUGAGGCGUGGGUAAACGCGAUGCGAUCGUUCAAGAAUGGAACGUUCAAAUCUGGCGAAUCAGAAGGAAUGCCUCCACGAAACCAAGAUCGCGUGCCGAUAUUUACUGCCCCGGCGCCACAUAUUAUGCGCAUGGCUAAUCCCGAAAAAAUGCUUCUGUUGGGAGACCCUCGAACUAAUCAAAAUCCGGCUAUUCUUGCAAUCGGCAUCGUCUUUUUUCGAUAUCACAACGUGAUAGCGGGCAGAAUUCAGGCAGAACAUCCGGAAUGGUCAGACGAGGAAAUCUUCCAAAGAGCUCGCCGUAUAGUGGUUGCCGUAUUGCAAAACAUCGUCAUGUACGAGUACUUACCGGCGCUCAUCGGUGAAUCGCUUGGCGAAUACGAAGGAUAUAAAGCUGAUGUCCAUCCUGGCAUUAGCCAUGUCUUUCAGAGUGCAGCCUUCCGUUUUGGUCACACAAUGAUCCCACCGGGGCUCUAUCGACGCGACGGCCAAUGCAACUUCAAAAAUGGGCCGAAUGAAACGCCUGCCAUCCGCCUCUGUUCGGCUUGGUGGGACGCGGUCGAAAUACUGGUCAACAACUCUGUCGAAGAAUUCAUCUUGGGCAUGGCGUCGCAACUUGCCGAACGCGAGGACAGUUUCCUUUGCUCGGAUGUACGCAACAAACUGUUUGGCCCCAUGGAAUUCUCUCGUCGGGAUUUGGGCGCGCUUAAUAUUAUGCGCGGUCGAGACACGGGACUACCGGACUACAACACGGCGCGGCGCAGCUUCCGCCUCAAUCCCAUUACCAACUGGACGGAUAUAAACCCGGCGCUAGCUGUCCAACAACCGGAUCUUUUCCCCAAACUAGCCGCUCUCUACAACAAUGAUUUGUCCAACGUCGACGUCUACAUCGGUGGCAUGCUUGAAUCGACCAACGGGCCGGGACCCCUCUUCUCUGCGGUGAUCAAAGAACAACUGGGACGCAUCCGUGACGCGGACCGCUUUUGGUUCGAAAACACCGACAAUGGCAUGUUCACGGCCAGCGAGGUGGAAGAAAUCCGUAAGACGACCUUCUCCGACAUCAUUCGCAGUACGAUGAACAUCAGCGAGGGAGAGAUCCAGAAGAACGUCUUUUUCUUCCGCGAAGGUGACCCGUGCCCGCAGCCGAGCCAAUUGAACGCGUCGACAUUGACGCCGUGCAACUUCUUGGCCGGCUACGACUAUUUUUCCGGAAGCGAGGUGCCUUACAUCUAUGGCUGCCUGCUGUUGGCCUUCGUGCCAAUUAUAGCGGCCGGCGCCGGUUACGGUGUCGUCAAACUGCAGAAUUCUAAGCGUCGUAAGCUCAAGGCCCGUCACGAAGAGAACAACAAUGGCAAAUCGGUCGACAAGAUGGUAGUCAAGGAAUGGCUUCAUCUCAACCACAAACGACUGGUUAAGGUAAAAUUCGGACCUGAGGAGGCGUUCUACACGGUGAACCGCAAAGGCGAGAAAUUGCGUAAAGUCAAUUUCAAAGGUGUUGACUUGCUGACAGUGGAAGUCACACAAGACGCACGCAAGAAGCCCAUGUUGCUGGUGCGCGUACCAAGGGACUACGACCUUGUGCUCGAAUUCGACUCGAACGCAUCUCGAAAACGUUUCCUCCACAAACUCGAAACGUUCCUGACGAGCCACAAGAAACACCUGGAACAGAUCCCCACCUAUCGCGAACAGAUGCUGUCGAACGCGGAGACCCGCGAACGCCGCGAAAAGCGACUGGAGCAUUUCUUCCGCGAAGCUUACGCCCUGACUUUUGGCCUCAAGCCGGGAGAGAAACGUAAAUUGGAAGAUGUAACGGGCGACGUCAUCAUGGUCAUGCGAACCUCGCUAUCUCGCAAUGAAUUCGCUAGCGCUCUCGGAAUGAAGGGCGACGACGUCUUUGUCAAGAUGAUGUUCAACAUUGUCGACAAGGAUGGAGACGGUCGUAUUUCGUUUCAGGAAUUUCUCGACACGGUCGUUCUCUUCUCAAAGGGCCGCACCGAGGACAAACUUCGCAUCAUUUUUGACAUGUGCGACAAUGAUCGCAACGGUGUUAUUGACAAAGGUGAACUCUCUGAAAUGUUGCGUUCGUUGGUCGAAAUUGCUCGCACCAACAACAGCUUGAACGACGACCAGGUGACGGAGUUGAUCGACGGUAUGUUCCAGUCUGCCGGUCUUGAGCACAAGGACGCCCUGCACUACGAAGACUUUAAGUUGAUGAUGCGUGAAUACCGUGGCGACUUUAUUGCUAUCGGUCUCGACUGCAAAGGCGCCAAGCAAAACUUUUUGGAUACUUCGACCAACGUUGCCCGCAUGACGAGCUUCCACAUUGACGCCGUCCAGGAACGCCACCGACACACGAUGCUCCGAAUAUGGGACGAGUUGACAACAUUCCUCGAGGAGAAUCGUCAAAACAUCUUUUACCUAUUCGUUUUCUACGUGGUGACGAUCGCCCUCUUUGUCGACCGAUUCAUUCAUUACUCUUUCAUGGCCGAACACACUGACCUUCGCCACAUAAUGGGCGUCGGUAUCGCCAUCACGCGCGGUUCCGCAGCUGCACUCUCCUUCUGCUAUAGUCUCCUUUUGCUGACUAUGUCGCGCAACUUUUUGACCAAGCUCAAAGAAUUUUCCAUCCAGCAAUAUAUCCCACUCGAUGCCCACAUCCAGUUCCACAAAAUUUGUGCUCUGACGGCUCUCUUCUUCUCGAUGCUUCACACGGUCGGACACGUCGUCAACUUUUACCACGUUUCUACUCAACCAGUCGAACACUUGCGUUGCCUGUCUAAGGAGAUCAGCUUGCCCAGUGACUUUAAGCCAACCAUCACCUAUUGGCUCUUCCAGACUCUGACGGGCUUGACGGGCGUCCUCCUUUUUGUCGUCAUGAUCAUCAUCUUCGUCUUCGCUCACCCCAUCAUUCGUAAAAAGGCCUACAACUUCUUUUGGAAGGCCCACAGCCUCUACAUCCUACUCUAUAUCUUGUCUGUCAUUCACGGAUUGGGUCGGCUGACAGCUUCGCCUGCUUUCUGGCUCUUCUUUAUCGGUCCGGCGAUCAUUUACACGCUGGACAAGAUCAUCAGCCUGCGCACCAAAUUCAUGGGCUUGGAUAUUAUCGAGACGGUGCUACUGCCAUCUGACGUUCUCAAGGUGAAAUUCUACCGGCCGCCCAAUUUUAAGUAUUUAUCGGGUCAGUGGAUCCGACUUUCAUGCACCGGAAUCACGCCCAAGGAAUUUCACUCUUUCACGCUAACUUCGGCUCCUCACGAAAACUUUUUGUCGUGCCACAUCAAGGCGCAAGGGCCAUGGACGUGGAAACUGCGCAACUACUUUGAUCCAAGCAACUUCAAUCCUAAGGAAAUGGAUCCCAAGAUCCAGCUGGACGGCCCAUUUGGUGGUGGUAAUCAGGACUGGUACAAGUUUGAGGUUGCCGUCAUGGUUGGUGGAGGCAUUGGAGUAACGCCUUACGCUUCCAUCCUCAACGAUUUGGUCUUUGGUACGUCAACCAACCGUUACUCGGGCGUCGCUUGUAAGAAAGUUUACUUCUUGUGGACCUGCCCGUCGCACCGCCAUUUUGAAUGGUUCAUCGACGUACUGCGCGACGUCGAGCGUAAGGAUGUCACCAACGUAUUGGAAAUGCACAUUUUCAUUACGCAGUUCUUCCACAAAUUCGAUUUGCGUACAACUAUGCUUUACAUUUGUGAGAAUCAUUUCCAACGCAUCUCGAAGCGCAGUAUGUUCACAGGCCUAAAAGCUGUCAAUCAUUUUGGGCGGCCCGAUAUGACGUCUUUCCUCAAGUUCGUCCAGAAAAAGCAUAGCUACGUCAGUAAGAUUGGCGUGUUCAGCUGCGGUCCGCGACCUUUAACCAAAUCGAUUAUGAGUGCCUGUGAGGAAGUCAACCAGGGCCGCAAGUUGCCUUAUUUCAUCCACCAUUUCGAGAACUUUGGCUAAACCUCUAGGAAGACAGAACUUGUCGCUGCGAUCUGUUCAUCGUGUGAUUGAAAUGUUGGCACUCCUCUUUUCUCGCUCAUUUACAUUGGCAUAUUUCUCUCACUUUUAUUUUUUUUUAUUUUUCCCUUUCCAAAUACUUAGUUCGUCAUCUAUCUCUAUUGCAUUUCUUUCGCUUCCCUGACUUUUCUCGUUUUCCUUUUGUAACGUAUUUCGUUUUGCUCCAAGGGUCUUAAUCGUGAUCCACUUGUCAUUCCCGCUCUCGCUCUCGGUUUUGGUUGCCACGUUUUUCUUCAGGAAAUGGAAGAGAAAAGGCAGGGAACUACAUGUCGUCUUUCGGUCAUAAACGUGGGAGCGGGCCAGCCGUACACUAAACUAUUUUGCAGAGAAUCUGUAUGAAGCUGAAAUCGUUUUCUGCCAAAGGGCCGACACUAGACUACCAAACAUAAUUCUAUGGUUCUUGCAGACACGUUUGAUGGACAGUUCAAGUUCGAUAAGCUUCCUGCCAAAGCCUCAACUUUCAAUCCAAAUUUUUUAUUUUCAUACAUCUGCUGCGAUGCAGAACAGCGAUUGUCAACAGAUGCGUAUCUUUUGUACCCCUCGUAAUUUAUGAGUUGUACUCUGGCAGAUAGUCUAGAAGGAGUUACUUACGGAAAUUAAAAGCAAAUGCGAAACUAUUAUUUAUCGGGCGUGACACAGAUUUCAGUUUUUACGUUCGUCAAUCGUACAGAAAUGUUAUGUAUAACGUAUUGUAUUGUCAGUAGCUGCCACCAGGGAGCUGGGAUGCACAACGGUUGUGGAAAAUUUUGAAUCUUAUCCAGAAAAUUUUAUUCGUCCAUCGUCUUCGUCAACAGAAGUUGUUCAUAUUGCUGUAGUUUGGUGUUGUUGGCAUUCACCUAUCGGAUCAAUGUUGCAUCGCAAUUUAGUGUCUAAGUUAAUAAAGGAAAAAUGAAUAAAAGUUAACAAAUGUG